Molecule: messenger RNA, 684 nt
Organism: Solanum verrucosum
Lineage: Eukaryota; Viridiplantae; Streptophyta; Magnoliopsida; Solanales; Solanaceae
Product: MADS-box transcription factor 23-like
Exons: 7
Coding region: 1-684 (227 amino acids)
Biological process (GO): positive regulation of transcription by RNA polymerase II
Cellular component (GO): nucleus
Molecular function (GO): protein dimerization activity; RNA polymerase II cis-regulatory region sequence-specific DNA binding; DNA-binding transcription factor activity, RNA polymerase II-specific
Source: RefSeq, a predicted model, not a curated record
AUGACAAGAGGGAAAAUCGUGAUCAGAAGAAUUGAGAAUCCGGCAAGCAGACAGGUGACGUUUUCGAAACGUAAAAGUGGGUUAGUUAAGAAAGCCAAGGAACUAGCAAUCCUUUGUGAGGCUGAAGUUGGACUCACAAUCUUUUCUAAUACUGGACGACUCUAUGAAUACUCAACUUCCAGCAUGGAAUCAAUAUUUCAAAGAUAUAAUGAAGAAAAGGAACACCAUCGCUUGUUGACACCCUCAAUAGAAGCCAAGUUCUGGCGAACGGAGGUAGAAAGGCUGAGACAACAAUUGGAUGAUCUUCAAGAAAAUUACUGGAGAUUGAAGGGGGGAGAACUUUGUGGCAUGAGAAUAAGCGAUCUUCACAAUCUGGAAAAUGAACUGGAGAUGAGUUUGAAGAAUAUCCGCAUUAAGAAGGAAAAUAUGUUAACUGAUGAGAUAGAAGAAUUAAAUCGAAAGAGUGCUGUUAUUGGUCAUGAAAAUGUGGAAUUGUCUAACAAGGUAACUCUCAUCCACCAAGAAAAUAGACAACUUCAUAACAAGGUUUAUGGAGAAACUGACAAGAUAAAAUUUGAAGAAGGAAGUUGCAGUGUACAUACUUUAGAAAAGGAAUCAAGUAGUGUUCCAUUACAACUAAAUGUCAAUAGAGCAGUACAAGAAUGCGAAAUUAGUUUGGGGUAA